AUGAAUAAAUUUGGCAAAGAAGCACUUGAUGUCCACAACAAGUACCGAGUCCUUCAUCAAGUACCUGAGUUAAAGUGGUCAAGAAAGCUAGAGAAAGACGCAGAAACGUGGGCCAAUCAGCUGGCCAAAGAAGGCCGCCUGAAACACGAAGACACAGAUGACGGAGAAAAUGUGUAUGCUGUAAUGGGAAAAGAUGACGUUACUGGAGCAGAAGUCGUUGAUCGGUGGUAUUCAGAAGUUGAAAAGUAGGUAGAAGAAUUAAACAAUAUAUUUGACAUUACGGUGAUAUGAAAAAGAACACUUUGUGCGUUACAAUCGCGAUACUCCUGCAUGACACUGGACAGGCCUGCGGAUGAGACAAAUCAGUGCUCUUUUAAAUAGUUCAUUUCUCGAUAAUUUCAUGCAGCCAUAAAUAGAUCGAAAUAUCCCAAUCCGAAGUUAGAAAUACUUGUUCUUUAGAUUAAGCCCAUCACAUCUUUUCGGAGUUGCAUCACAGGACAUUGUCAGUUAGUUAAACGUUUUUCUCUUUUUGCUAAACACCAUUUGCCUUGGUCCAUGUUAAAGCCAUGGGAAAAAAAUGGUAUCUUACAUAGACGCAAGCUAAUUCUCAAGUUCGUUCUUUUCUGGUAUCCCUUAUUUAAAUCUGAAUGAACAUGACUUGCGGUCUUCUCAUCGGGCAGAAUGGCUUGAUAUUUACGCAUAAUAAUGAGCUACUGUUGCGGACUAUAUUCAAGCAUGAACACCCCACAAAAGCGCCACAAUAAGAGAGAAAAGGAAGGAAUUUGGCGAAGAUCAUUCACUAAAAUCGCCAUUUUAAAACAGUCAUAGUCUACUUUUUUUUAGAUAAAACAGCGGCCUUUGUACUUAAAGGGUUAAUCUUCAACGUUACGUAAAAAACAGGAAAAUUCAACGAGAUUAACUUGUAGACUUUUUGCUUUCAAAACUCCGUUUUUUCGGUGUUUCUAGUAUGAGUUAUAAAAGAAUGCAUUAAAAUUCAGUUUGGAUUUUUUUGUCGAAAUAAGCGACAAACUCCGUAUAAAACAACGGAUAAUCGAAGAUGCACAUCUCCCCUACACAUAAGAUAAGAGUAAAGACGGGCUCAUAUAUGUCCAUGUUUUCUAUCUCUGACAGAUACGACUUCAACAAGCCUGGAUUUAAAAGCGGCAUUGGUCAUUUUACCCAGGUCGUGUGGAAGGAAACCAAGGAAUUAGGAAUUGCCAAGGCCAAAGGCGAUGAUGGAAAGAUCUUCGUUGUGGCUCGAUAUCAUCCGGCGGGAAAUUACAUGAAUCAGUUUCAGGACAAUGUUAAACCCAAGGUAGAUGUUUGCCAUUUAAAGGUUCUAUAAUAAGCUUAAGACUGUGUGUUCGGAAAGACCUUCAUCACUAUUCAGCUUUGCAUGUCUCACUUAUAAGUGCUGAGAAGGGUGGUGCAUGAACACUUUCAUGAUUAACUUGCUGGAAUAGUUUUAAAAAUGCCAACGGGAGAAGAAAAAUAGAAGAUUAAACAGGGCUGAAGGAGAUCUAAUAUAAAACGCCAAAUACGACUGAUAAGUAAGAAAAUAACUGGUAGAAAUACGUGAAUUUAAUUCUGAGGAUUUUUUUUAAUAAACUCUCUGUUUGCUGUCUCAAGGCAACUGAACAGAAUGGCGAUGUCACCAAGCCGAAGGAGACAAAGAAUAUCACCAGUGAUUCGGAAAAAAGAGGUAGGCCCCAUUAAGAGCCCACCUUUGUAAUAUGAGUUGAUAUCCAUAUUUCUCUGAGAAGUUCUUAUCUCCUAAUGAUAAUUUCAGUAUGAUAGAGAAAAUGAUCAUCAGCAUCAGAAGCAUAGUUAAAAUGUUUCUGUCAGCAUCAAUCAACAAAAGACUUUCGAAAUGGUACUUGAGCGAUCCGCUAAACUAAGAAUUAUAUCCUUUUGUUUUCGUUUACCUUUUAUUUCGUGUGUGUCGUUUCGUUUUAGUAUUUGUUUUGUAGUGUGAUGGCUGUUUUCAAAUAAAUGCGGUGAUUUUUUUUGCUUAAUGCCAGUUCUAUAGUUUAUCCAACAACAAAAUUACCAUACGUAGUACGGACUCCGUUGGAGACGAGCAAAAAACAUGUUUUAAUUGAGUUUAGGGUAGGACCCUUUAACCGGAGCUUAAACUUAAUCUUUUCCAACUAACCAACAUAUUUAACCAUUCUUUUAGACUGUAAAGCCACAUCCUCUCCUAAAGAAGAAUUUCCAAAGCAAUCUCUGGACGCGCACAAUAAGUUUCGUUCAAUGCAUGGCGUGCCACCCUUGAGUUGGGCUGAUGACCUGGCCAAGGAUGCACAAGCGUGGGCAGAAAAGCUGGCAAAUGCUCGAACAUUACAGCAUGCCAGUAAGAGUGAAAGAAAUGAUGCUGGAGAGAAUAUAGCCAUGUUCACAGGGAGCUUUGAUACAGCUGGAGAAAAAGCAACCGACAUGUGGUACGUAAUAUGCAGACUGCUUCAUUGAGAACUAGGACAGGAAACAAUAUAAACUAAGAACAACUCCAGAUUCAGUUUACUGAGAACAAAAUUUAUGAAAGGUAUCCCUGUGGAGCUUUCAAAAUGUGUAUACCAUUAAGAUUGUUUUGUUGUAAUUAUAAAUCGUAUUAGUUUCCAGAUUAUUCAAUCCACACUCACAACCAAUACACCAGGCAACGCCAAAUAAAUCCCUGAACGAUGCUUUACAAACGCAAGGCAGAUAGGACAGCUGAAAUUCUUUUUUCUUUAAAUUGUCAAUAAUCGCUUCUUCGGCUUAAACAGACGGGGAUGGUCGGUAACAGCUACAUUUGUAGUUAAAGGUGUCUGAAUGAAGUACUUAUGAAAACUAUUACUUGAAUGAAAAGAGUCUCACUAAUUAUUUCAGUUAGCCUGCGUAGCUUCGCGCAAUAACUCGAUUGGAAACGCUUGCUACGCAUGCUAUAUUUUAAGCUUGCUCUACGUUUGACUUGAUUGCCUCUUGUUGCAGGUAUGGCGAAUACAAAGACUAUGAUUUCAGUCGUGGUGGAUGGCAGAAAGGAACUGGGCAUUUUACGCAGGUCGUAUGGAAAAGUACCAAAGAGUUGGGAAUUGGCAGAGCGAAAACCGCGGACGGAAAAUUGACGUUUGUGGUUGGCAGAUAUCGCCCUGCAGGCAACAUAAUCAACUACAUGGCAGAUAACGUUUUUGACUUGAGCCACAAAGCAUAAAUUCAAACACAGUCUGAACGUUUGAGUUUGUAACCUUUAAGAAUCAACGCGCAUUCCUUGAAAUGGUCUGUUAGAGUCAAGUGAAUAGUUUAGGACUGGUUGAUAGGCCAAACUACAGUUAAAAAUUAGGAUUCGAUGGAAACAAGAUUUUAAAUAAUAAUUUUGAGGCGGUCCUUUCAUAAAGUGAUUUGUUUUAUAGUCUGCAAAGAAAAACUUGACGCGUGGGAGAAAACUUCUCAUCGAGUGGUAAAUGUAAUGGUGCACUGCUACACAGUCUGAAUUCAUAGAUUUUGAAAUGUUCCCCGCUCCGAGACCGCAAAACAGUUUUCCUGUUGGUUGUAAUGUAUUACUUAUCGCGUUCGAAGGCAACAAGCCAUCUAGAUCUAUUUAGGGUUCGUUUCAUCUUGUUUUAAAUUUGAUGGGG
Molecule: messenger RNA, 3611 nt
Organism: Porites lobata
Lineage: Eukaryota; Metazoa; Cnidaria; Anthozoa; Scleractinia; Poritidae
Source: the annotation of a GenBank genome assembly